UUUGACCAUACGAUUUGAUUUAGCGUCAGGUUAAAGCACGUAUAUGUCAUGUUUAGUUUAUUGACUAUUUAGACAUAAUAAUGGAAGUGAGUGGUAAUUCACAAAUUUCUCCACAUGAUAAUGACGUAACUGCAGAUUCAGUAUGGAAAUUCAUAAACAGCCCAAUAAUUGCAAUCUUUUCUGACUUGAAAGAUCCUGCUACGGAACAGAUGUUAUGUUCUCUUUUAGAAUCAUUAUUAAGAAGAUCCUCUACUUUAAGCACAGUAUUAGUUCCUUCAUUUAAUAAUGGCAUACCAGAUGAAACUCUGCAACAACAAUAUACAGCAUUUACAACUUGGUUGUUUGGUACAAUGUUUUAUUUGGUAUGUGUGCCAUCGAGCAAGGUGAUACUUUCAAAGAGCAUUGAAGUACAAGCUUGUAUGCUCAGAAUAUUAUCCAGGCAUCAUUUUGGAAUGUUUGAUGCUAUUAGUUCAGAAUAUAUAAAUAUACUUAAUGAGAUAUCAGAGUUUUAUACAAAUAAUGUAGACACAGAAGAAAUGACUCUCUCAAAGUUUCAUACAGAAAAAGAUAUCAUACAGAAUUUAGAUCUAACACCAUUUACUGUAAAAAUUAAUUCAUCACAAAUGCCAUCAGUUCAAGCAUCUAUAUUAAAGAUAAUUAUGAAGUCUGGAGUAUUGGUUUGGGAACAAAUGAAAUUGUGGGACAAAAUUAUAACAAUAGUUGUAAAAUUUCCUCCAGAUUUAAAGAUUGAAGCACUACAACUAUGCACAGAAAUAAUAGAAAAUUGUGUUAUUCGCGAUCGAGAAUUUGCAGCCUUAAUUGCAUAUAGUUUAGAAAUCAUAAAGAAUGUUUCAACUUGGAUUAAUUUGGGUCAAUUACCAGUACAUGCAUUGUCUCAAUUUGCAGAAAUGUUAACAUGUUUAAUACAAACAUCACCAGUUUUACUUAAUGUUAUAGAAUUAUGUUUUCAAGUUAUUGAACUUCUAGCUUCUGGAUUUAUUACACAUCAUGUCAGAACUGAAACAAUAAAGAAAUUGACGGAGGUGACAUGUCAUAAAAUUAAACAAUAUCUAACUACAGACCCAAGAUCCUGUUCUGUCUUAGAAGCUAAGAAACUUUUGGCUUACUUUACAUAUUGUCCGGCUGUCAUCAGUAUUUUUAUGCAAUUUGUUUUUAUUGAUAUCAGACGAGCUGUUAUACCAGAAAGUGUCAAUUUUGCCAUGGAAAUGAGCGAACCAUGGAAAUUAUUAAGAAAGGAAUUAAUGUCUUUUGUACAGAUGAAAAAGUUUACAGAAGUACUAUACAUUAUUAAAGCUUCAUCUCUGUUACAAUUGUGGCUGGAAGAACAGAAGAUUCAAGUAAAACUAUAUGAGAAUGAUUUAAACACUAUACUAAAAAUUCUCAUGCAAAAUUUGAAUUCUGAUAGAUGCCAAGAUGUAGAAAUUAUCUUUCAAAUUUUAAUAAGCCUAAUAGCUCAUAGCGAAUCGAAUAAAGUCUUAUUGCAAACAAUAUUAGCUCUACCAUUUACUCAAGAUUUCAAGGGAUCUGUGGAUAUCAGUCAAAAAAUGGUGCAAAAAGCAAAAUCUCUCAGUGUCGAUACCACGUCAAAAUGUCUUGAAACUUUGUGCGCAUAUGGCAGUAGGAAGGAACGAUUAAAAUUGUUACGCAGAAGUAUACUAAAUGGCGAGAUGCAAGUAGCUAUUGUAGCAGUAUCAAGCAGUGUACUACUGUUGAAUAAGGAGGACAUAACAUUGCAAGAUGUUUGCCAAUAUGUUCUGGACACUGCCUUAUCUUUGACGAAAGUUGAAGUACACGACGUUCUUGCAAGUGUUUUAGGCCAGAUAGCUUGCGUCUCAUCAAAAAAAGGCAAAACUAUUCGUGAAUCAUCAAAUGAUGGAAAAUGGAUGAUACAUUGCGAAUGCUGUACAGAGAAUGCGAAAGAGAAUGCCGAACUUCAAGUGAACUAUCUUCCAAGAACUUACAAUAAUAUUUUUGACACGUAUUUUAAACUACUGUCUUCGACAAAUGUCUCGGUACGUUUGAAUAUGUCUAAAAGUAUCCUGUCUCUCUCAAACCACAUAAAAUCUUUCAACUCGAACGAAGUGACAAAGGAAUGGCUCCCUUACAUAUAUGAUGACAAUGUGGAGAUCCGACUGAAUAUCGCGUCGGUGAUCGGACGAUUACUGAGCAAUAAGAUUUCUAUAUUGGAGAACAACGAAUAUUUACCGGAUUCGGUGCCAGACGAUUUGGACGAAUUUGUUGACUUAGUGAUCAAUGUUAUAGCUAAUACUCUCAUGACUGCGGUGGAUACUUCCAAUCAUUCCUUGCACGAUACACUACUUAUUACUGCGAAGAAUUUCGUAUGUGUUCCACUACAUCUGACAGAAAGAAGAAUUUUAAACGUAUUUCUUUUUACAAUAUUACAUCCAAAUUCAUCGCCUGCAGCCGUAGCAUCUGCCACAGUUGCGUAUCAGGAUGUUGCUGACUUUCUGAAUGUUUCCCCAAAGGCUUUAUACAUCAGAUAUCGAAAGGAUUUUUUAAAGCUUAUAAUGGAACGUGCAGUUUGUAAUUACAUAGAAUUCUCAUAUAAUAUGGCAACUACAGUACAUCGCGUCGCCAAAUGCAUAGGCUAUGAAGGAUCACGUCAUUUGCUACGCAAAGAUGGCCAUUAUGCGAUCUGCUAUCUGAUUGCUUUUAUUGUUGAAAUGCCAAAAGCAAAGGCACUUUUGCAUGAUAUAGCUGAAUUGAUAAACAUGGAUAUAAAGAAAAUGCUCGAAGAAUAUUUUCCGUAUAUUUGUAGUUAUGCUUUCUUGGAGACACCUUUACGAAUAUCUACAGAAUGUUUGAAACUUGUUACAAAAAUCACUGAAAGUAGCCUCGCGCUUCUUACGAAGCGAUCAUUCAUGGAAAUUUUUGAGGAACUUAUGUUAAAUUUUUAUGAAUCUCCUAAGAAGAUAAUAGGCUUUUUAGAAAUCAUUUCAGAAUAUGAUAGCAAUCAUAGAGGAAACUUUACUACGCAAAAGCAAAUUGCAUCUUAUUUGAAUCUACGCUUACACGGUAUAUUAGUAAACUUUGACAUAAAACUUAGUCCCAAAUCAGACGAGUACACGCAACAAUCUGCCCUUGCUUCAUUGGCUGUUUUAAUACAAUACAUGGGUGCUACGUAUUUAACUCCACUUAGAUAUAAAGUUUUGGCCACUUUACGGACUUCACUCGGAUUUAAAAGACCCGGUUUUCCCCGUUUAGUUUGCGAUGCAUGGGAUGCGUUUAUUCACAACAUAGCUAUGGAAGAUCUGGGACCAUUGUUUCCAACAAUAUGCGUAUCGUUAAUGCAGUUGCAGAAAAUAUUUGCUGAAAAAGUCAAUAAUAUGUUAGAGUAUCUGAUUCUUCAAAGUGUUGCAGAAAACAAUAAUCACAUCUCAGAAUUAUUCUUCAUAGAUGACAUAAAAGUUCCUAGUCAUAUCUCUGAUAUAGUCAAGGCGCAUAUACUUCAAGCGAGACCUGAGGGAUUUAAUGCCAAUUUAGAAUUAUGGUUAAAACGAAUCACUCAUGAGACUGACGAGGUGCGAAUCAGGGCUCUAAAACAUUUGCAAGCCUUUCUAGAGAAACACCGCACCGAACUUAAUCAAAUGAUAUUGAGCGAAACUGACGUCCAUCCACUAAUUGUUGAACUAUUAGAUACUUUACUGAUUGGGUGUCAAGAUAAAGAUGAAUCUAUACGCUUAUGUUAUGGAGAAUGUCUUGGAGAAUUAGGUGCAAUCGAACCUAGUCUUCUCCCAAGAAGAAUUAUUUCUAAAGAGGAUAGUAAAUUCAUAUCCGACGUGAAUGAAGAGUUUGCCUGUGCGUUACUCUUUGAACAUGUACGGGCUUUUCAAAUGCAGAAAAACAGUCAGAGUAUGGAUUGCUUUUCACUCGCUAUACAGGAAAUCUUAAGAGCAUACGACAUCUCUCCACAAGGCCAGAAUAGUGAAUUAUGGAAUAAUUUGCCAUCUACAACGCAACAGAUUAUCACUCCCUUUUUGACAUCGCAUUAUAAAAGGAAGGAAGAAGCUAUCAACGAAGAUAAUGAGUUUCCUCAUCCUGUUUAUGGUUCUGAAGCAGGUGCCUCGGUCGAAAGCUGGGCUUAUUACUGGCUUUGCAGUAUGUCCAAUGCUGUACACGAUACAACAUUCAGUAAUGUACUGCAGGCAUGUAAAUUGGCAUUCAAACGGGAUAUGAAAACGCUGACAUUUUGUCUACCGUAUAUCGUGUCCUAUAUAAUCACAAAUAAUAGAGAAGAAGAAAUUUGUAUCAAACUUAAAGAGGAGAUGUUAGCCGUGAUUAACGUCAGGGAAAAGCCCAUAUUAGAUUCUGAACUUUUGCGUCAUCGACCACUUCGGUUCGGCCAGAGUGUGAAAGCCGAUGACAAGAGAAUCUCAGAAGAAACCAGACGUACUCGCUGUUCGCGGGUGGUUUUCAACAUAUUGGAUCACUUGCAAAGAUGGCUUAGAGAACGAAGAUUGUUUCAAGACAACAGAUACGAGGCAAUAAAAAAUUUUUGCAGUAUGCUAGACAGUCUGAUGGUAGCAGAGGGCUGCUACCAAUCACGGGAAUAUCAUCGGGCACUGAUGUAUUUAGAGCAGCAUAUGGCCUCUAGUAAUAAAGGUUUGUCAGAACCGACAGAAGGUGGUUUGCUCGCUAAAAUUUAUGCACAACUCGACGAGCCCGACGGGGUGUCUGGUAUUCUGGCGACUCAGAAUCAAGCCCCCACUCUACAACAGCUAGUUCUAGCUCACGAGGUUAACGGACAGCUUCAGGAUGCGGCUACGUGCUAUGAAAGACUCGCGCAGAAAAAGGAUUUAAAACAUACAUAUUUGCAAGGCAUGAUUCAGUGUUAUCUUGGUCUGGAUCAACCAUUUACUGCCGAGCACAUUACCGAGGGCAUGUUGAGCAGCAGGCCGGAGUUGGAGCCUCUCAUAACUGAGCGUGAGCUCUUUUGGAGACUCGCUCAUUUUUCUCGAUUCGACGAGACCUCGCAGAAAAACGUCAAGCAUGUAUUACUAGACGAUCUCAUAAAAGGUAUCAAACCGGACUUGCUAUCGUUAAAGAAGAAUUUGGUGUCGCUAUUGGAGGACGCUUCUCAACCGGGAGUCUAUCAACAAAGUUACUCAUACAUUAUGAAAUUGCACAUAUUAAAUGAAUUUGAUAAGGCAGUUUCAAUGAUGAUGAACAACGUAGAAGGUCUUCCGGUGAUACUGGAAGAAUGGGAAAAACGCGGACAAUUAUUGAGGACAUCCCGCGGUGUGGAAUUUGUCCUGAGUAUGCGUAGGGCUACUUUAGAUUUAGCUGUACAAUUGCAACGGCAGACUCGCAAUACCGAAAAUUCCACGCUCAACCAGGAAAUCGGUAAAAUUUGGCUGAAGAGUGCGAAAAUCGCCAGGAAAGCUGGUCUGCAUCAACAAGCAUAUAUGCACAUCCUAUCGGCCAGUGAUUCGUGUCCACCGCAACAAUUGUACGUAGAACAGGCUCAAUUAUACUGGCAAAGGGGUUGCCAAGAAGACGCUUUCACUACGUUGAAUCGUAGUUUUGCAAAUUGCUUUCAACCAGCGCAAUAUUACAAGCAGUUGCCUCCCGGUGAAUGUACUGAGGAACAAAAACAGUUCGCAAAGGCGAAGCUACUGUUUGCGAAAUACAACGACGAAACUCUCAACGUCGAUACAGACGGUUGUAUCAUUAACUAUAAAGAAGCGAUAGAUGUGUGGAGAGGAUGGGAGAAAAGUUGGUUAUCUUGCGCUCAAUAUUACGAGGCAGUCAUCGAGAGGAUGCCAGAGGAUGAUAGAGAUAGAAAAAGACGCGAGUUGCAGGUGCAUAUGAUGAACUGUUACGGUAAAUCGCUUCAAUACAGCUGCAAAUACAUCCACCACUCGAUGCCGAAGAUGUUAACCGUUUGGUUGAAUCUUGCUUCUCGUGCUGCAAUCACUUCCGAUCCGAUAGAUGUUGUUACAUCCCGUCAAGACUGCCUGUCAAUAAUGACUAAGAUGAUGGACGCUUACUAUCAGAGAUUACCGAUGUUCAUGUGGCUAACAGCAUUCAGCCAACUUGUGUCUAGAAUUUGUCAUCCGUCUCCGCAAGUGCAGAAUGCUGUUCGCACAAUUCUAGUAAACUUAAUUCUGGCGUAUCCUCAGCAUUGUUUAUGGAUGAUGGCAUCAGUCUUCAAUUCUUCAUAUUCGGCACGACAGAAACGUUGUCAGGAGAUUUUGAAUCAUCCACAAUUAAAAACGUCGGGAAUGUCCAAGCUUAUCAGCGACUUUCACAAACUUUGGGAAAAACUGAUCGAGUUAUCCAAUAAGCCAAUACCAGACAAGAUAUCAAACACUACAGUGGCUCAAUUGUCGAAAAAUUUACCGAGGUUACUCGCGAGCAAGGAUUUCAGUCCAAUCAUGAUGCCAACAACAAAAUUCAGGCAAUUGCAUCUUCCAUCUAAAAAUGCUUCGCUAGAUAAUUACAAACCGUUUCUUUUGAGAUGGGCGCACAUAACGAAAAUAGAAGAUGACGUGAUGAUAAUGCCAUCGCUACAACGACCACGACGAAUUACCUUGAGAGGAUCGGAUGGCAAAAAGUACCUUUUUAUGUGUAAGCCGAAGGACGAUUUACGAAAGGACUUCAGAUUGAUGGAAUUUAACGACAUCGUCAACAAGUAUCUGCAAAAUGAUCCUGAGUCACGUCAAAGGAGGCUCUAUAUAAGAACAUAUAGUGUGGUGCCGCUAAACGAAGAGUGUGGUUUGAUAGAGUGGGUACCGAACCUAAUUGGUUUCCGACCUACCAUUAUGAAUCUGUAUAAGGAGAAAGGCAUCGCACUUACAGCUGGAGAACUUAAAACGAUGCUAUGUGCGUUGACAGACACGUUAGAAAAAAAGAAGGAAAUAUUUCUGAAGAAACUAUUGCCACGACAUCCAGCUGUGUUUGGGGAAUGGUUUCGCAUUAUGUUUCCUGAUCCAUAUGGAUGGUACGAAGCUCGUACAGCAUACAUCAGAACUACCGCUGUUAUGUCCAUGGUGGGUUACAUUCUCGGACUUGGCGAUCGUCAUGGAGAAAAUAUAUUGUUCGACUCCAAAUGCGGAGAUUGCGUGCACGUUGAUUUCAAUUGCUUGUUUAAUAGGGGUGAACAGUUUGAGUGGCCGGAACGUGUACCAUUUCGCUUGACCCAUAAUAUGGUGGAUGCUAUGGGUCCCCUAAAAAUUGAAGGACCAUUCAGACGUGCCUGUCAAAUCACCAUGCGAGUACUUCGACAACAAUCGAGCACAUUGUUGAGCGUACUCACGCCUUUCGUAUAUGACCCGCUUGUUAGUUGGAACAGAAAUCAGGUCGGCGAUGUGGCUGAAAAAACAAAUGAAAAGGCUGUAGAAAAUAUAAAAAACAUCGAACAACGAUUGAAAGGCUUAAUUCGAUAUCCCAGAAGAAAGGCUGAAAAUAUCGCGCUACAUCUCAGCGUCGAGGGACAGACUAAUCACUUGAUUUUGGAAGCGAUGAAUGUUGAUAAUCUAUGUCAGAUGUUUAUCGGUUGGGGUGCAUAUUUGUAGCGAGCGUCUCGAGCAGGAUUA
This is a messenger RNA of Harpegnathos saltator (Jerdon's jumping ant), 7580 nucleotides long. Its product is annotated as serine/threonine-protein kinase ATR. Gene Ontology annotation, biological process: DNA damage checkpoint signaling; DNA repair; telomere maintenance. The transcript has 32 exons. Gene Ontology annotation, molecular function: protein binding; protein serine/threonine kinase activity. The record is from RefSeq and is a predicted model, not a curated record. Lineage: Eukaryota; Metazoa; Arthropoda; Insecta; Hymenoptera; Formicidae. Gene Ontology annotation, cellular component: chromosome; nucleus. The coding region runs from base 81 to 7559 and encodes 2492 amino acids.